Messenger RNA from Anolis sagrei ordinatus, 1689 nucleotides. Its product is annotated as dual specificity testis-specific protein kinase 1-like. Gene Ontology annotation, molecular function: protein serine/threonine kinase activity; ATP binding. The record is from RefSeq and is a predicted model, not a curated record. Gene Ontology annotation, biological process: actin cytoskeleton organization; protein phosphorylation. Gene Ontology annotation, cellular component: cytoplasm; nucleus. Lineage: Eukaryota; Metazoa; Chordata; Lepidosauria; Squamata; Anolidae.
UUUCUUCCUGGGUGCUGAUUUGGAGAGCGCUGGCUCGCUGGCUGGCUGGCUGGUGGCACUGCGCUGCUCCUUCUGCAAAGGCAAGCAAGGGAGGCGAGCCAGGCUCCAGAUCCCACUCCCGGCAGCAGAGCUUGCCUCAAUGAUGUGCGAAAUGGGCCUGGUCUCCCCGGAGCCAUACUGUGGGGAGGCCCCAGACUCCUAUUGCCAGGACGAUGACCGAUGGCAGAGGCUCCGCACCGCCGUCCGGAAGCUGGAAUUCUGGGAGAACUUCGAGGCCGAGCUGAUUGGCAGCGGAUUCUUCUCCAAAGUGUACAAGGUUGCUGCGAUCAACUCCAGCUGCAAGCCAAUGGUGGUGAAGAUCUAUAAGAACUACGCAGACCAGGAAGGGAUCGUGCGGGAAAUCAGUUUGCUGCAAAAGCUUUCCCAUCCCAACAUUGUCAGAUAUCUUGGGGUCUGUGUGAAGAAUGACAAGUUGUACCCAAUUCUGGAGUAUGUGAAUGGCGGUUGCCUGGAGGAGCUCUUGGCCUGCAAAGACAUCCCCCUCAGCUGGAAGGAGAAAGUGGAGCUGGCCUCAGACAUCACCCGAGGGAUGGUCUACCUGCACUCCAAGAACAUCUACCACCGGGACCUCAACUCCAAGAACUGCCUCAUCCGCGUGACCUCAAGGGGACGGGAGGCCCUGGUGACCGACUUUGGGCUGGCCAAGGAAGUGGUGGAGGUGCCAGCGGCGAAGGACCCCGAGAGGAAGCUUUCCUUGGUGGGCUCGGCCUUCUGGAUGGCCCCCGAAAUGCUGCGGGGGGAGCGUUAUGACCGGAAGGUAGACGUCUUCUCCUUCGGCAUCGUCUUGUGUGAGAUUUUGGGGAGGAUUCCGGCUGACCCAGAGGAGCUGCCCCGGACACAGGAUUAUGGCUUGGAUGUAGCUGCUUUUCAAGAGCUGGUCGGGGAAUGUCCGAAGCACAUUUUGGAUUUGGCUGCCAGUUGUUGCCGUAUCGAAGCAUUCAAACGUCCCUCAUUCUCUGAACUUCUGGAGCAACUGGAAGAUGCAGCAGAGCGGUUGGAAACCGCAACGGACAACCAGCCUCCUGGCUGAAGCCUUUGGCAAAGCUCUGAGCUGUAAAUGUACUGUGUAUAUCUCAAAAUGAAUGAAGGGAAUGGGAAACUGGAAACAGAGGACUUUUGGGAGGGAUGUGAGGGAACCAACAAUGUCUGCUUACUCAUUUUGGACAGAACCUGGUGGGUCAUUUCGUGAAAGAAGGCACUUGCGUGGCUUCUCUUCAAGGCCUCCAAGAGCCCACUUUCUCCAGCUCUGAUUCUUAUGUGGAAGAGCUCUAUGGAGAAAAGAAAUCCACUCAUUCAAAGCCUUCCUGGGCAAUGACAUGGCUUUACCUGGCUCUAGCCAGUGAGCCAAGUUGUAUGGUGCUGGGAGGAAGAGCAAGGAGCCUGGCAUAAUCAGUCACGGGCAUUUUGUGCCUGUUAUUAUGCCCUUCCUCCUCCAUUCCUCUAUCUCACGCCGACCUGAGGGACCCAAGGAACACAACCAAGGACUCGUUCUCAUUCGUUCUAGCAGAGCGUUCCUGUUAAUUAUUGAAAUGGGGUGCCAUUGAUUGGGAGGAAGGGAGGGAGAGAAAGGGAGAAGAUGCGGUGCUUUUAAGGCUUUUCACUGCCAUGGCCAGGUAAGGUUUUUUUUUU